AUGGAAUAUUCAUGUGUUCAAUUAAAUGAUUUACCUGAUGAAAUUCUUAUUUAUAUUUUCAAAAAAUUAAAUAAUGUGACAAUACUUUAUUCUUUAGUGGGUAUCAAUAAACGAUUAGAUAGAAUUUUACAUGAUUCUAUUUUUACUAGUAAUUUAACGUUAUUAAAUUAUUUAUCAUAUAAUUCUAUUUCUUCAUUAUCUAAACCAAUACUUGAUCGAUAUUGUUUUGAAAUCUUACCUAAAAUUAAUAAUAAAAUCAACUGGCUUAAUCUUGAAUUAUCAUCUAUGAAACGUAUCCUUUCUGUAAACUAUCCUAAUUUAUUUGGACUUGGUAUAUAUAAUAUUGAAAAGGAGACUGCUUUACGUCUUUUUACAGAUCAAACUUGUUUAAUUGAAAUAUUUAAAAAUCAGAUUUCAUCACUUGUGAUUGGAACUAAAAAUAAAUGUGGUUUGACCGAGAAUGUGAAUACACUUAUAUUUACAAAUAUAUUAACUAUACUCAACAAUUUAAAAUAUUUACAUUUUGAUCCAUCUUUGGAUACUUAUCAACAAAUAUCAUUCAACAGAUCAUCUCCAACUAUUUUCUCUUCAACUUUGCUAGAAUUACAUGUCAAAGUAAUGACUAUUGACGAUUCACUUUAUUUACUUGAUGGUCGUUUCAGUCAACUUCAUUCUUUCUAUGUUCAUAUAUUAUCAUCUCUACAUUUCAAGUUGAAAUUAAAUAAAGGAAAAUUAUCAAAUUUAAAAACUUUUUCAUUGUCCUGUGAUUCGAAAAUCUUUUACUAUGAUGAUGUAAUUAUACCACUUUUACAUCGAAUGUCGAAUUUAGAACAACUUAAUUUAUAUUUGGAUUGUUCUUGCGAGAAAACAUUUAUUGAUGGAAAUGAUUUAAAAACGAAUAUUUUAAAUCAUAUAUUACAAUUAAAAUCAUUUGCAUUUAAUAUUCGUUCAUCAGUCCACUAUAUUAAUCAAAUUGAUUUACCAUCAAAUCAAUAUAUUCAACAUACAUUCAAAGAAUUUAAAUAUAAGAAAAUCAUUUCUUCUGUUGAUUAUUUUCCAGAUUCCAAGAUAGGUGAAUGUUAUAUUUGUUCAUAUCCAUUUACCAUGACACGUUAUGAACGUAUUACAAAUAAUUUUUCAGGUGAAUUAUUUAAAUCUGUUUGUGAAGUUGAAUUAUUUGAUGAACGUUCUUUUGAACAUGAAUUUUUUCUUCGAAUUCAGAAAUCAUUUCCAUUUAUGAAAAAACUAACUUUAAUUAAUAAUAAACCACAAAAUGAUAAACAAUGUAGAGAAUUAAAAAAUAACAAUAAUAAUUUAUUAAUUAUUCAAUAUCCUCAUCUUACUUAUCUUAAUCUUGAUCAAGCUCAUGAUGAUUAUCUCGAACAAUUUCUACUUGACACCAAAAUGUGUUUACCAAUUAAUGUUGAACUUCGUGCCAUGUAUAAAUCUUUAAAAAAAGUAACACACAAUUUUAAAAGAAAUGCAACACGAAUUAAUUGUUUAAAAAUGAAUUAUAAAUGUACAGAUGAUAUUUCUCGAUUUCCAAAACAUUUGAAAAACUAUUUUCGUAAUGUAUAUUAA
This is a messenger RNA of Rotaria sordida, 1581 nucleotides long. The record is from the annotation of a GenBank genome assembly. Lineage: Eukaryota; Metazoa; Rotifera; Eurotatoria; Philodinida; Philodinidae.